Drosophila ananassae is the source of this 2019-nucleotide messenger RNA. RefSeq names its product glucose dehydrogenase [FAD, quinone]. Bases 17 to 1903 code for a protein of 628 amino acids. The record is from RefSeq and is a predicted model, not a curated record. Gene Ontology annotation, molecular function: flavin adenine dinucleotide binding; oxidoreductase activity, acting on CH-OH group of donors. NCBI's taxonomy places the organism in Eukaryota, Metazoa, Arthropoda, Insecta, Diptera, Drosophilidae. The transcript has 2 exons.
UUCAUUUGCCCGCCAAAUGGCUUCCAGCAUGCAGUCGUCCAGAGGGCUGCUCCUGCUCCUCCUCCUCCUCCUCGGCGUCCUGGCGGGCAGAUCCCUGGCCGAUCCCAACCGCCUCCUCCUCCAGCAGCUCCACCAGGUCGGCCUCGUCAACAUCCUAGACCAGACCGUCCGUCCCAGUGCCCCCCAGGACGGGAAGGCCUACGACUUCAUUGUGGUGGGAUCGGGGGCAGCGGGGUGCGCCGUGGCCGCCCGCCUCUCGGAGAACCCUGACUGGACGGUGGCCCUGAUCGAGGCGGGGGGCGUGGAGAACAUCGCCCACCACACCCCCGUCCUGGCCGGCUACCUGCAGGAGACCUCCUCCAACUGGGGCUACAAGUCGGUGCCCCAGAAGCUCUCCUGCCGGGGCAUGAACAACAACGAGUGCGCCCUGCCCCGCGGCAAGGUCCUCGGAGGCACCAGCUCCAUCAACUACAUGAUCUACAACCGGGGCAACCGGAGGGACUACGACGGCUGGGCGGCGGCCGGGAGCAAGGGCUGGAGCUACCAGGAGGUGCUGCCCUACUUCCUCAGGAGCGAGAACGCCCACCUGCAGGGCCUGGAGCAGUCCCCCUUCCACAACCGUAGCGGGCCCCUUAGCGUGGAGUUCGUCCGGUUCCGGACCAAGCUGGCGGACGCCUUCGUGGGCGCCUCCGUGGAGGCGGGCCUGCCCCUCACGGACUACAAUGGGGAGUCCCAGAACGGGGUCUCCUACGUCCAGGCCACCACCCGCAACGGACGACGGCACUCGGCCUACUCCGCCUACAUCCAGCCCGUGAGGGAUCUGCGUCCCAACCUGCACAUCUUCACCUUCGCGAGGGUCACCCGGGUGCUGGUGGACGCGCCCACCAAGACCGCCUACGGGGUGGAGUUCCUCCACAAGAACAAGCCCUUCGUGUUCAAGGCCCGCAAGGAGGUGAUCCUCUCGGCGGGCGCCUUCAACUCGCCCCAGAUCCUGAUGCUGUCGGGGAUCGGGCCGGAGGACAACCUGAAGGCCAUUGAGGUGCCCAUGGUCCAGAACCUGCCGGUGGGCCGGCGGCUGUUCGACCACAUGUGCCACUUCGGGCCGACCAUCGUCACCAACACCACCGGCGAGACGACCUUCACCUCCAGAGUGACACCCGCGGAGAUGGUGUCCUACCUGCUGGCGGGGAAUCCGGCCACCCGGAUGAGCUCCAUCGGCGGCGUGGAGGCGCUGGCCUUCCUCAACCUGGAGCGAUCGAAGCUGCCGAAGGACUGGCCGGACGUGGAGCUCAUCAUGGUGUCCGGGAGCCUGGCCAGCGACGAGGGCACCGGCCUCAAGCUGGGCGCCAACUUCAAGGACGAGGUCUACGACAAGGUGUACCGACCCCUGGCCCAGCAGCAGCAGGACCACUUCACCCUCCUGGUCAUGCAGUUCCACCCCAAGUCCGUGGGCCGUCUCUGGCUGCGGGACCGCAAUCCCCUGCGCUGGCCGGUGAUCGAUCCCAAGUACUUCAAGGACGAGGAGGACGUGGAGUUCCUGCUGGACGGCAUCAAGGCCAGUCUCCGGAUCCUCGAGAUGCCGGCCAUGCGGAGGAUCGGCGCCAGGCUCCUCCGGAGUCCCGUGCCCGGCUGUGAGAAGUUCGAAUUCGGCUCCGACGACUACUGGAGGUGCUCCAUCAGGACCCUGUCAUACACCCUGCACCACCAGGUGGCCACCUGCCGCAUGGGACCCGCCUCUGACCCCACCACCGUGGUGGACCCGGAGCUGAAGGUGCACGGGAUGAGGCGACUGCGGGUGGUGGACACCAGCAUCAUCCCGGAGCCGCCCACCGCCCACACCAAUGCGGCGGCCUUCAUGAUCGGUGAGAAGGCGGCGGACAUGAUCCGAAGUGAGUGGAUCUGAGGAGGAGGAGGAGGAGCCCCCUGGGAAGGUGCUCCCCAAAGGAAUAGAAGCUACAACCCCCUAGAUUACCCCCCAAUGAUAAUCUCAACCAAAAAGUAAACUAAACUCGUAAGAAA